GCGCCCCCCGUUGAUGGCUAUGUGUCAGGACGGGUGAGAGGUAACAAGUUGAGAGGUCAUCGUCUAUUGAUUAAGAUUGCAGAAAUUUCGAUGCGGUUUUUGCUCCGGUCACAGAGGCUCCAAUGAUGCCUCACCUCAGCGGUUCGAGUAGCGGAUGCAUCAGGGAAACCUGACCUGGAGUGAAGCUGCGCUCAGUAACGCUGCUUUGGGUUGGAUUUUUAUGCUAGCAGCUGUUAGCAACGUGCUAGCUUUCAAUAUGUCGCAACUAAGUUUUUGCAGCUAAUUUGGGUCUGACGUGACUGGUGCAUCUGAAUUUAAACUACGGCUGUGUAUGGAAAAAAACACAAAAGAUGGCUGUGUCAGCGCGGGGCCUCUUCUUCAUUAUGGCACUAUUUUUAGGUAGUUUCUUUGGAAGUAUCGUCAUGCUGGGUCCAGUUCUACCGCUCAUGCUGCUAUCUCCGGCUUGGUACCGCUGGCUUACGGAUCGAAUCGUUGCUACCUGGCUCACCCUCCCUGUGUCUUUGUUGGAGUUGGUGUUUGGGGUGAAGGUGGUGAUCACAGGGGAUGGCUUCAUUCCUGGAGAGCGCAGCGUGAUCAUCAUGAACCACCGCACCCGUCUUGACUGGAUGUUCCUCUGGUGUUGUCUGCUCAGGUACAGCUACCUUCGCCUGGAAAAGAUCUGCCUCAAGGCUGCUCUCAAGGCCUUGCCCGGCUUCGGUUGGGCAAUGCAGGUGGCCUGUUUUGUUUUCAUCCAGCGUCGCUGGGAGAUGGACAAGGCGCAUUUGGAAAACAUGCUGGACUACUUCUGUGACAUCAGAGAGCCCCUGCAGCUGUUAUUGUUCCCAGAGGGGACAGACCUCACAGAGGACACGAAAGCAAAGAGUGAUGCAUUCGCUGCGCAGAAUAACCUUCCAAAAAUGGAGUAUGUGCUUCAUCCCCGCUCCACCGGAUUCACCUUCAUUGUGGACAAACUGAGAAAAGGAGACAACCUGGAUGCCGUCCAUGACAUCACAGUGGCGUACCCCAAGAACAUCCCGCAGACAGAACGUCACCUCAUCUUAGGAGAAUUUCCUCGCGAGAUCCACUUUCACGUCCGCCGCUAUCCGGUUUCUUCGCUCCCGUCCUCGUCUGCAGAGUUGGAGUCCUGGUGUCGAGAGCGCUGGGCGGAGAAGGAGAGCCGUCUGCGCGACUUCUACUCGGGCCAGCCCCGGGGCUUCGACAGGGACGGCGUCGCGCGAGUGCCGCCUUGUAAGUCGGAGCUCCGGGUGGGUCUGAUCAAAGCGGCCUCGCUGGCGUACUGGAGCGGCUUCAUCGCGUUCUGCUUCGCUGGCCUGUGGUUCUGGCCUUCCUUCAGGUUCUAUGUCCUGUUUAUGAUUGUUUUGUUCACCGUCCAGCAGAAGCUGGCUGGAGGGCUGGAGCUGAUUGAGAUGGCUUGCCAUCGAUACUGGAAGGUAAAAGUGCAGGAAAGAAAGAUGCAGUAGAGAGGGAGACACUGUUUUAAUUGGGGAAAAGACGUUUUCACCAAUAACCAGCGGAGGAGUUUCAAGCUGAUCAGUGAGCUGAUCUGAAUCCCUUUGAGGAACAGAAGCUUUUCUGCCUCAGAGAGUAACAAGUGCAUCUUCAGAUUGCAUGUCUGGCUGCAGUGGAGAGAUUACAUUGCUGGCAAAGAAUAAAAAGAGGAAUGUUGGGUAUAUCUAUCCUUGCUGAGUUCAAGGAAUUCAUCACAUGUGAUGUUCCACUUGACCUUCGUGCAGUCAGGGUGAGAAGAAAGUACAGUCUGUUAUUUUAAGAGUUUGAACCUCUAAAAAAAUUUCACAUUUAACAAAUUAUUUAGAGAUUCCAGCAUCAUACUUUUUGUUUUUUCUUAAUGGCAAACCUGGGAAUUUAAAUAGGUUGCAAUUUCUUUUUACCACAACUGUAUAUACCUCUCUGCACAAUCCUUCUUAAUUAAGUUGCUGUUUGUGUUUUACCGGCUUUAUGUUGUCUGUGUUUAAACUUGAUUGUUUAGGGUGCUGUGUGGAAAUCUGUCAUGAAACGGUUGGUAUUUCUUAUAUUGCUAUGCCUACGAAACCUGUUUUAUUGUAUGCUGUGUUGCCGUUGGUUUUAGAUAAUGAAUGGAGCAGAGCCAUAUUAUUGUCCACCUGUAUUUGUGUAUGUAUGAUGACUUGACUUUGACCAUCAUUCGAAAAAAAAAAAAAAAAGCACUAGUGGUUGAACUUUUUAUUAGUUGUGCAUCAAGGAAAGAAAUAGUUUAAUUCCCAGAGAUUUAUUAAACAGUAUAUGUUUAGAAUUGGGUUUGCAGUGUCAUGCAGAGUCUUGAUGCCCCUUGAAGCUUUUGACAUUUUUUUUUUCCACAUUAAGACCUCAAUGUUUUUAUUAGGAUUUUAUAUGAAAGACUAACAUGCAUCCCAGUAGGACUGCUUAAGUCCUUGGUUCUCCUCUGAUUGUGAGUAUACUCUGUGACAUUUUAUUUUCCUCUUCCUUCCUGAGUUCACAACUGGUUGUUGUCCACGGGCCUCUUGGCUCCUUUACCAAUUAAUGCUCUCCUUGCCUGGCCCGGUUUACAUGGACAGCAGGGCCUGUGCAGUUGUGCCAUGCUCUUUCAAUUUAAAGACGAUCAGUGAAACAUUACGCCAUGAAUUGUUUACAGCUCAGGAAGUCGCUUUAUGUCCUACCCUGUCGGCUUUUCGUGUUGGUCCUCGCGGUCCUGUUUCUUCAGUAAUCUUUUCUAAAAUAUAUCAGAGGUCCUCGCGUAGCGACUGGAUUGAAUCCAAGCUGUUGGUUACACUGGAUUUUAUUUCCAGGUGUCAGAGUAAAUGAGGCUGAAAAAGUUCUGGUUAGAAACUGUUUUUUUUUGUUUGUUUGUUUGGGGGGGUUUUUUUAGAUAUUACUUUCCACAUAUAUGUGCCACUUCAUAUUGGUCUGUCAUAUAAAAUCCCAACAUCUUUUAUUGUAGAACAGUACAAGGGAUAUUGAAUACUCUUGCAAGGCACUGUAAUUACCCUGUUAUAAUAGUUUUUGCUCCCUCAAGAGAACUUUCUCUCAUUAUCGUAGAAGCCCUAAUUGCUCAAGUUGAUUUUGCACAGAAAAACCAAAGGUGAGAAAUGGAUAAAUGACAAAACAACAAAAAAGGCAAAUAACCAAACAGAAUGUAGUCUUUCUCUUCAGGGAGGAUCAGCUUCAUCGACCGCAGCUGCAGCUCCCUUGUGUUCUUACAAAAUCAACAAUCGUACUUGUGAGCGGCCGUAAAAGCGUAGGAGUUUUGAGUUUUAAGCCCUCUUCCUGGGAAUGAAACGAUGCCUUGUUCAGGCAGGUUCUGGGGAAGGAGGCAUGUCCUGUUGAGGCAACAUUACCCCUCGAUGUGCAGAGCGGUCCAGAGUAACCAGACUUGGAGUGGAAAAACGGCCCUGAGGUCAGCCUAAUCCAAAAAAGCUCUGUAAUGCCCACCUCUGCAUGUGUCCCUCUCCCCUGGACUGGCAUCGAUGCGCCUGCUAAACUCAAUUAGCAAGUGACAGUUGAGAAAGCUACUGUAUUUAUGCCAAAAAAGGACUGAAACUAAAACCAGUUUGGAGCAGUGCUUCGCCUGCACUCCCCUUGUCUCAAACCUCAUUGAUUCUGUAAUGAAGGAGUAACUUUCUCUUUAGGUAGCCGUAUAUAGUAACUUCUAUACGGUGUGUAUCCACCACACAAGUGUCUUCUUCUUAUUUUGUUGUUUGUUGUUUUGUUUUUUUUAAAUCUGGAGUUCCUUUUAUUUAAACACUAAAAAUGGUUGAUUCCUAUCACUGUGAUGCAGCUGUGUUAGCAGUUUUAUUAUCCACGAGUAAAGGUUUAUAUAUAUAUAUAUAUAUUUUAGUUUAUAACUCCUGAACCAGCCUCAAUCUCCAAACAUUCUCUGUUAUGUUGUCUGUUUUACAAUUACUUGCAGAUGCUGGACUUCCUAGAAGUCACCGUCCUCAGGUAAACAGUGUGGACACCAUGAAAAGGCGGUGUCUUAAAUGUAUCUCAAUAAAUCUCUAUCACCUCA
Molecule: messenger RNA, 4024 nt
Organism: Gambusia affinis (western mosquitofish)
Lineage: Eukaryota; Metazoa; Chordata; Actinopteri; Cyprinodontiformes; Poeciliidae
Gene: lclat1
Product: lysocardiolipin acyltransferase 1
Exons: 6
Coding region: 351-1481 (376 amino acids)
Cellular component (GO): endomembrane system
Molecular function (GO): acyltransferase activity
Source: RefSeq, a predicted model, not a curated record